Messenger RNA from Lineus longissimus, 7090 nucleotides. Its product is annotated as dual specificity mitogen-activated protein kinase kinase 4-like. NCBI's taxonomy places the organism in Eukaryota, Metazoa, Nemertea, Pilidiophora, Heteronemertea, Lineidae. Gene Ontology annotation, biological process: MAPK cascade; protein phosphorylation. Gene Ontology annotation, molecular function: JUN kinase kinase activity; ATP binding. The record is from RefSeq and is a predicted model, not a curated record. The transcript has 12 exons. The coding region runs from base 269 to 1387 and encodes 372 amino acids.
ACUGUGUGGUGUACUGUAGGCCUAGUGUGUACUGGCUUGCUUCAUCAUCAGCAAAUCGACAUUCCUGCAGACCGAGGCUGAGCGAUUCAUCCAUGGCCUCCAUCAAUCUGCAUCCAACAUUUCCUGGAAUUUAGAAGCAUCACCGCACUGAUGUUGUGAUCUGUGUUGGCAAAGUUCCCAGUGGGCAGAUUUCCAGAGCAGAUUUGUGAAUGUGAGCGUACAGCAGGAUUACAAGAAAGGAUUAAACCAGGAGUUGGAAACAAAACAAAUGAUCAACUCCUUUUCGAGGCCUGGACUAAGUGAUAGAGGGAAACUAAAAUUAAACUUUGCGCUCAAUCACCGCACCGAUGCAAUUGAGCACCCGAAACACCCAACACUGGCCAUGAUGGGUCAUCAAACGCAGCUGGAAAGAAACAAACUGCGGUCACACAGCCUGGAGUCCUCGGGCAAACUCCAGAUCUCUCCUGAGCUGACGUACGAUUUUACUGCGGAUGACCUGGUGGAUCAUGGUGAAAUUGGUCGAGGGCAUUAUGGAACUGUCAAUAAAAUGAGGCACAUCAAAAGUGAUACAGUCAUGGCUGUAAAGCGAAUUCGUGCCACGGUGGAUGAGAAAGAACAAAGACAGCUGCUGAUGGAGUUUGACGUGGUGAUGAACAGCAGUGCAUGCCCAUUCAUUGUGCAGUUCUACGGUGCUCUCUUCAAGGAGGGAGACUGCUGGAUUUGUAUGGAACUUAUGUCCAUUUCAUUAGAUAAAUUCUACAAAUUUAUUUACUCGACGUUGCAAGAAUCUAUACCGGAGGAAAUUUUAGGAAUGAUAACAGUAGCUACAUUAAAAGCAUUGAAUUAUCUAAAAGAGAAACUCAAUAUCAUCCACAGAGAUGUAAAACCUUCAAAUAUCCUCCUUGACCGCACUGGCAAUAUCAAGCUGUGUGAUUUUGGAAUUAGUGGACAACUUGUUGAUUCAAUAGCGAAAUCACGGGAUGCAGGGUGCAGGCCAUACAUGGCGCCGGAGAGAAUCGACCCAAGAGCCUCUAGUAAAGGGUAUGACAUCCGAUCAGAUGUCUGGAGCUUAGGAAUCACAUUAUACGAGUUAGCCACAGGGAGGUUUCCAUAUAGAAAAUGGAACAGUGUCUUUGACCAAUUAACGCAAGUUGUCCAUGGCAAUCCACCUCAGUUACUUGGUGAACGGUUCUCGGCAGACUUCUUAAACUUCGUCAACACCUGCUUGACCAAGGAUGAAAAACUCAGGCCAAAAUACAAGAAGUUGCUUGAGCAACCGUUCAUCAAGUUAUACGAGGUCAAGGAGGUGCAAGUCUCCGGAUAUGUCUCAACGGUCCUAGAUCAAAUGCCAGAAAACUUGGAGUUCAUGGAGCAGAGUAGCUCAUAGCAAUUGCCAGUUUCAGCAGGAAGGGGACCCUGCUGGCGUUUCCUGGAGAUAAUGUAUCUAACAUGCUGUGAUGGUUCAUCUUAAAAUCAUUUCACGCUUCAGUGGGUAAUAGCAAGUCUAGGCAUAUAUAUUCAUAAUCAUAACUCCCAUUUUUCAUGUUUUCAGGUUGUUGUAUGAUGAUUCAGAUAGAUUUAUUUGUCGAAAAUCAAUCCUAAAUGAAUUUGAAGAACUAUAGAAAGAAUAGUCCCUCUAGAGUGUGAACAGAUACGAAACCAUAAAAUACAUUUGAUGGUAAAUUGGUUCCUGUUGGCUCUGCGGCGUGCACAUUCAUGCCUAAGUAAUAUGCACAUUGUGCCUUUAUCAUAUGCAGCUGAGACAAGCAAACAACGGGACCUGCACAGAAAGUGUUUGCGCCCUGGCAGCGACUGUCCUAAAGUAUGAUUCAAUCAUAGACAUGUCCAACCGUUACCCUAGUAAGACAGUAUUGCUAUUUAGAAAAUAUACUUCUGGUUUCUUUACUCAGUGAGCAAAUUUACGGUGCAGAAAGAACUUUACUGUAUCUUUGUCUUGAUAACUUAUAGGGUAGAUCUUUUCAUUGAUAGAUUGUUGAUAUACAGCUAAGACUUGCUAUGCCCGCUGGUGUUUCUCUGGUCAUAAUACUGUAUAGGGAUGUAAUCAAAGCUUAAAUAUUCCCGCUUACCAGUGCAAUAGAAAUCUACAAGUGUGCCAUUAUUAACCCUUUUGGACGCGUAAGUAAAUCCAGGCAACCUGGAUUAGACCAAAAUUCUGAAAAAUCGGCUAAUUUUGUCUGCGCUUGUGUUUCAAUGCAAAUGGCGCCUUGUAAUAUUUUAGAUCAUAAUCUAGAUCAUAGGAAAUUUUUCAAGAAACAAAGCUUUGAACAUUUUGCUUGCUUCUAGUUUAGUUUGUCCAUUAAGGGUUAAAAAUUGAAGCUACUUCUUAAAUCUGGUCACAAUCUUAAUAACAUGGCUGGUUGUCACAGUUGUGUCAGUGCAUUACCCAGUUUGGUAGUGCUUGUAUACAUUUCUGCAGCUAACGCGAGUGAUGUCCCAUCCUGACUGAAUGCGAGCCAAGGGGAUCUGUUAUCCCAGGCUAUGUAUUGCUGUUAAUUAAGGGUUUCUACCAUUGAAUACUGGUGUAUUUUGAUAAAGGAGAGGUUUUCGUGACAUGAGUUUCAAUUCUUUAACUAGUGGAAGUAAUGCUCUCUAUUCUGCUAUUCGGGUUGAACUUGAAAGCAAAAUGCACUUGAAGCAGUCAAGUUCUUCCUUGUCCGAAUGGGGUGAGGUAUAAAUACAGCAAGUGAGUGUUAUGAAUUAUUGUUCCCAACUUCUAAUGUCGUGUUUCAGAUUAUAACUGUGGACAUGACCAAUGGUAUGGUUUGGUUUGGAUGUGCAUAUGCCUGCCCUGCCCAUGUUCAUCGCAAUUCUCAUUCUCACUGGUUUAAAAUCUGUGACUCUUUGUAGCAUUGAUGAAGUCAGUUACUUGCACCUGGAGGAAUAUUCUUGGGAGAAACCCUGCAGCAAUGUCAAAUACUCAUGAUUUAAAAUGAGAAAUAUUGCUUCAUAAGUGGACUGUUUUAGAGCUAUGGCAAGAAGCAUUGGUUUUAUCACUUGAGACUCUUGAGCCUUGACCUAGGAAAGAUACCGAUAAAUUUGGGGGCCUUUCAAAGCCGUUUUUAUGCUUUGUGGUGUUAAGAGUUGUGACACAAAAACCAGUGCUUCCUGUCCAGUGUUAUCACAAGGACCUUCCUUGUAUAAUUGUGAGAUAUGACAGUGGGUCCAAAUUCACAUGAUUUGUUUAUGCUUGAAGUGGAGAUGUUGUUAAAGAGAAAGUGUUGUGUGUGUGUGUGUGCUUGAACAGAGUAUUACGUUGAAUGGGGAUAAUAGCUGGUAUGUCAAGUAUCACUACUCUGAGGAAUUUGUUACCCGUUCCGUAUGCAAAAAGAAAUCAAGGCAGACAGUGGGUACAAGUUUGGUACGAGUCAAAACAUAGAUCUUGAUGUACAGUAGAACCCUGAACAGUGUGUUGAACUGCGUAUUACAAGUUGACUAAAAGACUAUCUCGAGUGGCAUUCCGUAUUACAAUUAGCGGGAAAUGUAGAGUUUUGUAUUUGAACAUGUGAGCACAUGUUUGGUCCUCGGACCAUUACAUUUUGAUAUAAUGCUCACAAUUCGGCGUCAUAUUUAGACAUUUCAUGUUCAUGUACAUUUUCCCAAGUUUAUGGGAAUCCACUUAUAAUUAGUUUGUUAAAAGUAAGAAUUAUUUUUUAUUUUUUGAGAAAAAAAUACAUUCAUUUUGGUAGAAUUUUUUAACGUCAAUUUGCCAUAUUGUGUUGGCUACAACUGACACUGUAGAUUGCAAUUUUUUGGAAUACAACAUUUGGCUGCUUCUCAAACAUUUUCCUGAUAUGCCUAUUAAAAGCAAGUUUUGUUGCUGCCACCUGUGGUUGUGAUCACAUGUGACAAAAAUUGCUCAUUGGUGGAGUUCAUCGCAUGUGCAACAACAAAGAUUGCUUGUUUUUCAUGAAUCAAUUUUUAAAAGCUUGUGGUCUUUUCUAUUGCUUUGUGCAAUUUUAUCUGCUGGUUUUUCUCCAGGUUCUUAAGAUUUUUCACACUGACGCUAUGUCUGUGAGCUGAUCCACCAAAACAUCAUCUCUCCAGCCUGAAGUUCUACCGGUGUCUUGCAAUCAUCUCAAAAUAAGGUUUUCAGGCAGGAAAUAGUUUUGGUAUGACAGAUACGUGAUUGCAGUUUCGCUCAGCAAUGCUAAAUUUCUUUCAAAUGGAUCACAACAGGUACAAACACGAACAUGGAAUUAAUAUGUAUAGUAUUUCUCACCUGACCUUCAAAGUACAGUACAUGAAGGUCACCUGUGUGAUGUUUGUAUGUGACCUCCUGGAAAGUGAAGAUGCGAAGUCUUUUAGUACUGUACAAUUAACACUUGAGGUGGUAUGUACAGUACUGUAUAUCAAAAUGAUGAGAAAUUAAUUUUGUCAAAUUCAAAUCCUGAAGCAAUUUUCGUUCUAACAAAUUUUUUCCUUGUCAUUACCCCAAAUGUUACAUAUGUAUGUCAUGUUUUUCCCGGUGUCUCAAGUUUAAAUUGGUUUUUCUACUGUCCAUGUAACAACAGAUAUUCAGCAAAUCCCUGUGACAGUUUUGGUCAGGGGAAAUUCUCUUCUGAAAAGCUCUUGUGCAUGCACCUUCGACUGGUGAGAAAUGAUACACCCCAGAUGUAUAAUUUGAAGAAAAAAUUCUUUUUGGACAUCUCAUACAUGUAAACUGGUUUCAUCAGAUAUACUAGAAAUGAGAAAAGUUAUAGAAAUAACUAAUAUACGCCCUAUAGAUGUUGACUUGAAACAUAAUGUUUUCAAAGCACAAUACCACAACAAUUUAAGAAAGUUUUGUGACACUUGACAGUAUUAAAAUGUAAAUGUUCAAUUGAUUAUUUCAGUUAUGGUCGACCUAUUGAUGAAUUAUCAAUAAACAUAGAAUGUGCAUGCGUUUCUGUUUAGAUACAAUUCAAUUCAAGACAAAGUACUGAAAUUUGUAGUGGCUAAGCUUGUGAUUGGGUUUGAUUUUUGGACAACCCGAAGCAAGCAAUGAAAUUUGGAAAAGUAUCUACUUACCUCUGAGUGGUCAACUUUUCUGUUAUGACAGAGAUGUGGCCUGGAGAUGUCUUAGUAAGGAAUUGUUUAUUUAAUAGCACAUCCUUGUAUUUCCUCACACAUAUGCAUGCCGCCACAAAAAAAAUGUCAAACUGAGCUACAAAUCUUGUUCAAGCUUCAGUCUGCUGGUGAAUGUGUGGCUUUCAAUCUUAUUCAAAGGUACUGUUGCUUGAGUAACCUCGGUGGGUUCUUGGAGUCAAUUUUGUGUUCACCUUCAAUUGGUCAGCACUUUAUUUGUUUAUCUAUUUCUUGUUGAUCAAGAACUCAAGUAUUUAUUCACUUGGUUAUGUAGGUGCACAAACAGUUGAAAGAUGUGUACUUGGUUUAUUUGAGAGACCUGAACUGGUGUAAUGUUCAUCUCUGUUCUGACUUUUAUCAGUUUGUGCUGUAUUUAUCCGACAAUUCAUGAAUCGAAUUCUGUUCAUAUUUCAAGGACAUGAAUUUGGGGCCAGCUUAUAUUGUUUCACCCUGUUAGUGUUCUUGGCUUCAAAUCAUAUGCUAUGUCAACUGUCAAAAAUAGAAGAGGGAAAAAAUAUCUUACCGAACCUUGAUGUUUUCUUGCAAUACUUGCAUUUACAGUGUAAAAGUUAAAUUUGGGCACUUCUUACUAAGUAAUAGUAUAUGUACUUAGUAGGCUAUUGAAAGGCCUGAAUGUAUUUAGGAUAUUUGGGUAAUUCUUGACAUAAGAAUAUUGCUGUCGGGUGUAAUUUGUUUUGAUUUGAGUGAAAUUUCAUGCUAUGGGUUUAUUUAUUAUAGUGUUGACAUGCAUAUCUUUGAGGCAGCCACAGUGUUAAUGAUAUCAUGAUUUGUAAAUGAGUUGAAUCUGUAGGAAUUUUAAGUUGUGAAAGAAUUCAGUUUAAAAAUAUGUAAUGCAACUAUCGUUAACAGGGAAUUUGUAAUGGCCACUUUCGUGCUAGAAUUCUGCGGCACUGUGUAUAGACGCAGUUAACAUGUUCAUUUACAUAAUGUAUGCUGUUGUGGAAGGGGGGGGGUUAAAACAAAACUGACUUAUGGAAGUACUGCAUCGUAGAUUCGUGAUUUUGUUAGCCUGUUUCUCUUUCUUGUGUUAAGUUGUGGUGAAAUCAAAAAAGGUUGGUAAGUGUACUCAAAGGUCAUCGUAUUCCAAAUGUUCUUGGCUUUUCUUAGUGUAGUUGGUCUUGAACAGUUCAUUGAACUAAAUUAAGUGGCUAUGGCUGUGGUUUAGUGUGACAUCACUGAAACACCAAAAUAGAGAGGAAACAUACUGAUCAGUCUACCUUCAUUUCGGAGAAGCUGCACAUGAUAGGUCGAGGCGACAUAGAAGUCACGUAUUACGUGUCAAGUCUCACGGGUCACAGGUGAACUUAAGAACAUUCAAGUCAUUGGGGAAGUGUAGGCAACAUAGUCGUCCAUGUGACACUUCAAACAUUUAUUUGUUCAAGUGUUACUUGUGACCCAUGAAAUGUGACAACUGAAGUUCUGUAUAAACUCGGCCUUAUGCAUGUAUGGAAGACUUGAUCAAGUGUCUCUUUAGCACAAAUGUGUCGUUGUGAAGAAAUAAAGUGGCACUCUGCCUUAGACCAUCACUGAGUAAAAGAAUACCUGAAUGAGUCCAGUUCAUACAUAACCCAGCCCUGUGACUCUCAGCCUUGUCUUCAACAUGCAAAAAUGUAACCGGAUAUCAAGUCAAAGUGGUGUUGAUAAGGCCUAGUUCACAUAGAAGUCACAUUCUCGGCUGUCAUCCUUCAUGUGUCAGGAUUGAUGUUUUAACUGUCAUGUGCAUCACGAAAUGUGGAUUCUAUGUAAACUGGCAUUGAUGUCAUCGAGAGGUUUAUGGACCGGAGUGACUUGAGUUACUUGGCUGUUAUAGAGUACUCUCUACCUUUGUGCACAAUAUGUUCAUCUAUUGACCAAUGUAAGAUUUCCCAAGCUGUAUAUUGUACAUAAGCCAUUUGUAAUAUAGUCCGUAAAUCUGUGCAGUCUUAUCAUGUGUCUGUAGUAUCGCCAGUUGAUUCUUUUUUUUAAAUAACACACAUUGGUGAAA